This is a messenger RNA of Archocentrus centrarchus (flier cichlid), 1340 nucleotides long. RefSeq names its product ATP-binding cassette sub-family B member 9-like. The record is from RefSeq and is a predicted model, not a curated record. Lineage: Eukaryota; Metazoa; Chordata; Actinopteri; Cichliformes; Cichlidae. Gene Ontology annotation, molecular function: ABC-type oligopeptide transporter activity; ATP binding; ATP hydrolysis activity. Bases 1 to 609 code for a protein of 202 amino acids. The transcript has 4 exons.
AUGCUACAUUCUGUUACAGUGGAUCCAAGGACAGCCCCCUUCUGUUACACAAUGGUGGCACUCGUGGGUCAAGAGCCUGUGGUGCAGGCUGCCACAGAGGCUAAUGCUCGUGAUUUUAUUUCCAACCUUCCUAAAGGCUACGAAACAAAUGUUGGAGAGAAGGGCACGCAGUUGUCAGGUGGACAGAAACAAAGGGUUGCCAUUGCAAGAGCUCUCAUCCGUAACCCUCGUGUUCUUAUUCUGGAUGAGGCCACUAGUGCUCUGGAUGCAGAAAGUGAACACAGUGUUCAGCAGGCUCUGAACAAUAUCAUGCGGAACCACACAGUGUUGGUGAUCGCCCAUCGGCUCAGCACAGUGGAGAAGGCAGACAACAUUAUUGUAAUUGACAGGGGCCACGUCGCAGAACAGGGAUCUCACAGUCAGCUGAUGGCCAGUGGUGGACUCUACUCUACGCUGGUUCAGAAGCAGGUCCUGGGCAUGGAGACUGGGGCGGAGGUUCUCAAUUCAUCAGAAAAUGGCAACUGGAAGUCAGGUGGAGGACGGCAGCAUAGAGGACAAAGCAGCAGCAGCAGCAGCCUCAGCGAAUCUGAGUGCAAUGUCCGUUACUGAGAAUGGCCUACAGUGUGUGGAUGUGGCACUGGACUGUAAUAAGGUUAAAAAUACUGACUCAAAUCUACAUUUAUGUCUGCAAUUUGUUGGACAAAUACACAAUUUUUGUAGUUUUCCCUCUGUACACCACCACAGUGGAUUUUAAAUCAAUAUGUAAUUGAAGUGCAGACUUUCGGCUUUAAUUCAGGGGCCUUUACAAAAAUCUAGCAUUACAGUUACGUUAUAGGCAUUUCUUUUGCAUAUAGCCCUCCUAUUUUUAGAGGCUCAAAUUUAAACAAACUAACAAAAAUUUAAAUAUAUGGACUUUUUAAUACUUGAAAAUCCUUUGCAGUCAGUGACUGAAGUCUAGAACCCAUGGAUUUGGAUAUCACUAACUGCUGUUUCUUCUCUUGGGAUCCUCUGCCAGGCCUUUGCUGCAGCCUUCAGUUGGUGCUUGUUUGUGGGUCUCUGCUUUCAGUUUUGCCUUCAGUAACUGAGAGGCAUGCACUACUUUGAGAUCAGGUGACUGACCUGGCCAUUGAAGACUAUCCCAUUUCUUUACCUUGAGAAACUCUUGGGUUGCUUUUGCAGUAUGAUUUGGGUCGUCAUUAAAAUUACAGUGAACAUCUACAAAAAUACAAAUUCAACACUUUGAAUCAAUUUCAGAUAUUAUGUCGGCUUCAUUUGUCAUGAAAUAACGAGGGAGCCUCAGCUGGCCAUGAAACAGCUUCUACAGUUACAGAGGUGAAAAC